UUGGUCCCUGUGAUUCAUGGGCGUUUGACUCCCGCCUUCGGCCUCUAGCCUCAGCCCAUUCUACAACAACAACGUUAAUCUGAUCCUUGCGAUUAGGGAGUCUCCUUCGAAUCGCCUGUAGGACACACUGAAUAGAGGUGCCUGCAGGAAGAGCCGAAAAUUCUACGAUUUGCUUCUCUCUCUUUUAUUUAUCAUUCUCCGAUUUCUUAAAAAAUGGGCUGUCCCGCUAGCAAACACGCUGAUACGAAGGCUAAUAGGAUUGCGCGGUGGCGAUCCACGGGCAUUGUUGCUUUGCGCGACUCUAAAUUGAAGACAUUUCCAGAUGAAAUUUUUGAUCUGGACAGAUCUGUGCGCACUCUUGAUUUGACACAUAAUCGAAUAGCUGACAUUCCCUUGGAGAUGGGAAAAUUAAUCAACUUGCAGCGCCUGGUAUUAGCUGAUAACCUCAUUGAGAGUCUGUCAGUGCAUUUGGGAAAACUACAAUCUCUAAAAAUCAUGAUCCUUGAUGGGAAUAGAAUUACUUCCUUGCCUGAUGAAUUGGGCCAGUUGGUGAAGCUUGAGCAGUUAUCCAUCUCAGGGAAUUUGUUAACAUGCUUGCCCAUGACUAUUGGCAGCUUGCGAAGUCUGACGCUUUUAAAUGUAUCAAGCAACAAGUUAAAAUAUCUUCCUGAAUCUAUUGGAAGUUGUUUUUCUCUGGAAGAAUUACAGGCCAAUGAUAAUCUUAUUGAAGAUCUACCCUCUUCAGUGUGCAAUCUCAGCCGCUUGAAGUCACUUUGCUUAGAUAACAAUGAAGUGGAGUUGAUACCGUUGAACCUAUUAAAGGAUUGUAAAGCUUUGCAGAACAUAUCUCUUCACAACAACCCUAUAUCAGUGGAUCAGUUUCAGCAGAUGGAUGGUUUUGAAGAGUUUGAAGCGAGGAGGAGAAAGAAGUUUGACAAACAAAUUGAUUCAAAUGUGAUGAUCAGUUCCAAAGGUCUUGAUGAGGGUGUUGAUGUAUGAGAUAUUUUCUGCCUAGUUAAAGCCACUUUGCAAAUCGAAUGGGCUUUGGCAGCUGUAUAGUCUUUUGAGUUUUGAUGUAACUUGGAAAAUCCCACGCAUUUGCCUGCAAAUUUGCUGGCUUCGGUACGAUUCUACUCUCUGCCAUUCAGCUGAAUGCAUAUAGAGAUUUUGAAUCGAAGCCAUUGUCAUGAUAAUAAAUCGUAUCAUCUUUUUUUCCCGGUGUCUUCAAAUUUAUAAUUGAUACUAAAAUAAUUUGUUGGAACAUUGUUCUCCUUGAAACUCUGCUAUUUGUGAAA
This is a messenger RNA of Neltuma alba, 1295 nucleotides long. RefSeq names its product plant intracellular Ras-group-related LRR protein 7-like. The transcript has 9 exons. NCBI's taxonomy places the organism in Eukaryota, Viridiplantae, Streptophyta, Magnoliopsida, Fabales, Fabaceae. The coding region runs from base 214 to 999 and encodes 261 amino acids. Gene Ontology annotation, cellular component: cytoplasm. The record is from RefSeq and is a predicted model, not a curated record. Gene Ontology annotation, molecular function: protein binding.